UACCAGGCAGACAGCCUUUCCAACAUGGCAGCGUCAAGCAGCGCAGAGCAAACGCAGUUGCAAGACAUGGAGGAGGAAGAUGCAGGGAUGGAGGAGAGGGAGAUGGAAUCGGACAACGGGGAGGAGGAGGGAAUGGGAGUAGAAAAUUCAGACGACGAAGAGGACGAUUCGUCGGAGGACGAGAAAGAAAAUGAAGCGGAGAUUCAGCGGCUGGAGGAGCAGCUGUCAAUCAAUGCUUUCGACUACAACUGCCAUGUAGAUCUCAUCAAACUACUGAAGCAGGAGGGAGAACUUUUCCUUCUGCGAAAGGCAAGGCAGAAAAUGAGUGAGCUAUUCCCGCUCACUGAAGAGAUCUGGUUAGAUUGGCUCAAGGAUGAGAUCCGCCUGACUGAGGAGGAACCAAACCGGGAGAGAGUCUAUGAACUAUUCGAGAAAGCUGUAAAAGACUACAUCUGUCCAGAUAUCUGGCUUGAAUAUGCUCAGUAUUCAAUCGGUGGCAUGGGCUCACCAGGCGGGAUGGACAAGGUGAGAUCCAUCUUUGAGAGAGCUGUGACAGCUGUGGGGCUUCACAUGACCAAGGGACAGGCCGUGUGGGAGGCGUACAGAGAGUUCGAGAACGCCAUUUUAUCCACAGUACAGCCUCCCCCUGGCAGGAUUCCCAGCCGUGAGGAGCAGGAGCUGCUGAAAACUCAGCUUGAGCGUAUCCAUACACUGUUUCGCCGCCAGCUGGCCAUCCCCUUAAUGGACAUGGAGGCCACCUAUGCAGAGUAUGAGGAGUGGUCUGAGCAUGGCGUGGCUGACACAGUCAUACAUCAAUACAAAAAGGCUUUGCAGCAGAUGGAAAAGAGCAAACCUUAUGAAGAAUCGCUGAUAGUCGCAGAACCUCCUAAGCUGGCAGAGUAUCAGUCCUAUAUCGACUUCGAACUGAAGGAGGGCGACCCGGCGCGGAUCCAAAUAAUCUUUGAGAGGACCCUGGCAGAGAACUGCCUGGUACCAGACAUGUGGGCAAAAUACACCACCUAUCUUGACCGUCAGCUGAAGAUCAAAGACUUGGUUCUCUCCUCUCAUGAACGUGCCGUCAGGAACUGCCCCUGGACCAUGGGUCUGUGGAAGAGCUACCUGCUAGCUCUGGAAAGGCACGGAGCUGAGCAUCAGACUGUCUCUGAUGUUUUUGAAAAGGCGCUGAAUGCAGGUUUCAUUCAAGCAACAGAUUAUGUGGAAAUUUGGCAGGCGUACCUCGACUACCUGCGGAGACGUGUGGAUUUCAACAAAGAAUCGAGUAAAGAGUUGGAGGAGCUGCGAGCAGCUUUCUCUCGGUCUCUAGACUACAUGAAACAAGAUGUUGAAGAAAGAUUCGGUGAAAGUGGAGACCCCUCUUGUAUCAUAAUGCAGAUCUGGGCAAGGAUAGAAGCCCUCCACUGUAAGAACAUCCAAAAAGCCAGAGAGCUGUGGGACAGCAUCAUGACAAAAGGGAACGCUAAAUAUGCCAACAUGUGGCUGGAGUACUAUAACCUUGAAAGGUCUUAUGGAGACUCUGUUCACUGUCGGAAAGCUCUCCACAGAGCAGUUCAGUGCACCUCAGACUACCCUGAGCAUGUGAGCGAAGUCCUGCUCACAUUCGAGAGGGUGGAAGGUUCUCUGGAGGACUGGGAUGUGGCAGUGCAGAAGACAGAGACCCGGCUGAACAGGAUUAAUGAGCAACGAGCGAAGGCAGCUGAGAAAGAAGCCAACCUGGCUCGCCAGGAGGAGGAGAGAGCUGAUCAGCGGCGGAGGGCCAAGGCAGACAAGAAGGCUCAGAAGAAGGUCCAGAAGGGAACUCGAGCUGGUGAGAAAAGAAGAGCAGAGCAGGAUGAUUAUCACGAUGAGUGGAAUGAUGACUCAGAACAAGCUCCUAAAAGGUACAGAGGAAAUGGGGACCAAACCACAGAGUACAUGGAGACGGAGACUGGACUCUUUGGGAGGAACGCUCCCCCUGGCUUUAAGCCUACUCCGUCUGACAAUAAAAGAGCCCAGCAGGGAGUUGCGGCUGCUGCCCAGAGGCAGAACGAUGACAAGCCAGAGCUUCGCAACGAUGACAGCAGCGUAUUCAUCAGCAACCUGGCGUACACCCUGCAGGAGCCAGAGGCCAAGCUCAGGACGCUGUUUGAGACCUGUGGUCCCAUCAAACAGGUCCGCCCUGUCUUCAGCAACAAAGGGACCUUCAAAGGCUACUGCUAUGUACAGUUUGAAGCUUCAGUGUCUGUCCCCGAGGCCCUGAAGCUGGACAGACGAGAGGUGGAGGGCAGGCCCAUGUUUGUGUCACCUUGUGUAGACAAAAACAAAAAUCCUGACUUUAAGGUGUUUAAAUACAACACGGCCAUGGAGAAACAAAAAAUUUUCAUCUCUGGGCUGCCGUUUUCGUGCACUAAAGAGCAACUGGAGGAACUCUGCAAAAGUCACGGCACUAUCAAAGAUGUUCGUCUGGUCACGUAUCGCUCAGGAAAACCCAAGGGUCUGGCGUAUGUUGAGUUUGCAAAUGAAGCGCAGGCCUCACAGGCAGUUCUUAAGAUGGACGGCAUGGACGUUGAGGGCAACAAAAUCUCUGUUGCUAUUAGUAACCCUCCUCGCAGAAACAUGAGUGACAAACCGGGUUCAAACAGGACCACGUCAGACACAGUGCCUCGCCAGGUCUUUGGAUCGAGAGGAAGAGGACGCACGCAGCUCUCAUUACUCCCUCGCUCCCUGCACCGACAAAGCGUGCCCGUAAGCAAAGUCAGGAAUGGGACUGAGGCUGAGCAGGCGCCAGCAACAGCAGCCAGCGCAGCAGCCGGAGAGACGAAACCUUUGUCAAAUUCAGACUUUGCCAAGAUGCUCCUCAGCAAGUGAGAAGAUGAGCGAGAGAAAUACGACCGCCUUCACACUGAAAGCCAUCUUGUGUCCUUACAAAUUAGUGUUGGUGAUUUUUCUGUAAUUGGUUACCCGGCUUCCCUUUAAUCUCAGUCUUGUUCUCCUCAUCAUCCGUUCUGCGAGAUUUGCCUUAAUCGCUGAGCUCCUGCCCUCCAUCUGAAAUCCUUUUCAACCAAGACUUCUCACCAUGUGACAGAUCGUUUUCGUUUGGUUUGUUUGAAGGUUGCUGGCAGGCUAUUUUAUAUAAAAGAAAAAGUGUAUCAUAUUUGUGUGUAAAUAUACCGUAUCUAAAAUUGUACGCCUCAUGUUGCAAAGUGUCUCUUUUUUUUGGUUGUGUAAUGUGAAAGGGAUCUGAGAGAAGCAUAUGGAAGAGUAUUUUUUUUAAAUAUUCAAAACAGCCAAACUUGUGAAUGUUGUUUAAAAGGUUAUAUGCAAAAGUUCAGACGUGUUGUAAUAUAGAUGGUGUGUGUGUGUGCGUGUGUACAGAAGCUGGCUGUGCUACAGUGAAGAAAAGACUUUCUCCAGAUGUUUUUAGGAAAAAUAGGAUUUCUGUUGUGUAACUUAUUUUGACCUCUGAGGACAAAGUUAACAAGGCUAGCACGGACUUUUUUCUGACUGUAUAAUACAACUAAUUAUUUUUUACAUAGUUACAUCUGUGAGUUGCCAUCUGCUAUUCGUCAUAGGUAUUAUGAUGCUAUGGAGUCUAUAGAGGCUCCAUUAAAUUAGUAAUAGUAAACUGGCUUCAUCUCAGCCUGAGGGCGUGUUAUUACAGUAUAAAUACUGCCCUGUCAUGUCACACUGCUGCAGCUUAAUAUCAGUUAUAGUAUUUACAGAACUGCUCUAAGUAUUCUUUCUCAUGGUUUAUCUGUUUUUACAUAUCAUUGUUAAUGUGAGCUGUCUGUUCAGGGUGAAAACAUCCAUCAUCAAAACACAUUGUUUUAGUUGUUAGUCUAGUUUAUGUGCUGUGGACCUGAAAGAGAGAUUUGGAGGUAAAUGAAGCAUGAUCACUUCACCUUGGGAAGCUCAGGGUGCACGUGUAAGCAGGGUGUUAAUGAGGCUGAAGGAAUGUGCUGCUUUGGUGGCUGCUGGCAUUACAGCUGAAUGAUUAGUUGAUCGACAGAAAAUUAAUUGCCAGCUAAUUUGCAUAUUAAUUGUUUGUCAAAUUUCUGUCUCUGGUCUAUUUUCAGUGUCUGAGCUUUAAGGUUUUAGUUUGUCCUUUUCUUACAUUUUGUUAAAUAGAAUGUUUUUGGGUUAUUGACUGUUGUUAAGAUAAAACAUUUGAUGACAUCACCUUGGUUGUAGAAAAUUGUAAUGUGCAUUUUUCAGUUUUCUUUGGUUUGGUCGACCAAACAGUGGAGAAAAUAAUUAAAAGCAAUUGUUAAUUGCAGCCCUGCAAGAGUCCAGGGAUAUGAGAGAGGACAUUAAUUUGUUUAAGGUGUUAAAGAGUUCAGAUAUAUCCAUAAAUGCUAGAAAGUACAUGUGAACCCUUUUGUAUGUGUACUGUAAAAGUGAAUCCUUGGAGCAUCAUAAACUGAGACCUUAGUACAGUUUUAUAAAUGAGUUUCUUUGAGUAAGAGAGUUUAUUUCACCCUCUGAAUGAACCUGGCUGACAGCUCUUCAGUAUUCUGCGUAAGAAGCUGUUGCUGUCAGCUACACGUAUUAAGCUCUGCAGCUCCUCCAGCACAAUUAGAGAAUCUAUGCAGUUUUCCAUUUCUUUCACCCCAUGCUAGAAGUCAACCAUUUGUCUACUCGUCUUGUUGGGAUAUUAACACUUCUGUUUGUGUACAUAAUGUUCGAUAUGCUAAUUUCAAAAAGGUCACCAUAGUUUGUAAUAAAUAUAAAUCUAAGUUUUCAAAACAGAUGGAAUACAAGCUAUAUGUAUUGCUCUCACCACAGUGGCCUGAUCUGAAAAAAAAAAUAUCUAAAUGUGUUGGUCUCUAAAGUCACCUUCCGUUUUAUGUCUGAUACUAAAAAGGUGGUAUGUGUGCAUUGCUGUUGUUUUGUAUCAUUUCUAUAGUCAAUGUUUUGAAUUUGGUAUAGAGGUAAAUAAUAAAUGGCUUUUUGUUUGUUUGUUCAGUCACAGUAUUUAUUUACCUGCUUGUUUCGCCCUUUUCUACCCUUGUGUUUUUGGGUCCUGUAAAAACAAAGAAAAAAGUUAUGUCAUGUAUUUUUUUUUUUUUCUGGUCUAAAAUUUGUUUUAAUAAAGUCACGUAAAUCAUCUUUGAUCCCA
Epinephelus lanceolatus (giant grouper) is the source of this 5116-nucleotide messenger RNA. It is a transcript of the gene sart3, whose product is annotated as spliceosome associated factor 3, U4/U6 recycling protein. Gene Ontology annotation, molecular function: RNA binding; protein binding. The record is from RefSeq and is a predicted model, not a curated record. Gene Ontology annotation, biological process: RNA processing. Lineage: Eukaryota; Metazoa; Chordata; Actinopteri; Perciformes; Serranidae.